Myripristis murdjan (pinecone soldierfish) is the source of this 2427-nucleotide messenger RNA. RefSeq names its product protocadherin alpha-7-like. Gene Ontology annotation, biological process: homophilic cell-cell adhesion. Gene Ontology annotation, molecular function: calcium ion binding. The transcript has 2 exons. Bases 1 to 2427 code for a protein of 808 amino acids. Lineage: Eukaryota; Metazoa; Chordata; Actinopteri; Holocentriformes; Holocentridae. The record is from RefSeq and is a predicted model, not a curated record. Gene Ontology annotation, cellular component: plasma membrane.
AUGCCUUUAUCGUGUAGAUGGAGGUCUGUUGGGAUAUAUCUAGCAUUUGUUCUACUGGAUUGUUACUGGGAAGCUGUGUCUGGGCAGCUCUCCUACACCGUCUCAGAGGAGGUGAACCCGGGCACUUCUGUUGGAAAUAUCGCUAAAGAUCUUAACUUAAGCCUACAAGAUCUGGAGUCUCGUAUGUUUCAGAUUGUUACUGGAUCAAAAAGAAAAUUGUUCGAGGUAAAUCUAAAGACUGGGGCUCUCUAUGUCAGUGAUAUAAUAGACAGAGAGGAACUUUGUGCGGAGGAAACCAUAUGUACAAUAAAUGUAGAGGCGGUAAUAAAUAACCCAUUGAAUCUUUAUCGUAUUGACAUAAACAUCUUAGAUAUAAAUGAUAAUUAUCCGUUGUUUACAGCUAAAUCACAAAAUUUAGACAUUGCAGAAAGUACUCUACCCGGAGUGAAAUUUGCUUUAUUUGAGGCAUCUGAUGCAGAUGUGGGAAAAAAUGGAGUGAACACGUACAAAUUAAGCCAAAAUGAACAUUUCUCUUUGGCGGUGCACAAAGCAGCGGAGAGUGUGUCUGCCGAGUUAGUGCUGCAGAAAGCUUUAGACCGAGAGAAGCAGCCUUCGAUUAAACUGACUCUGACCGCUGUAGAUGGAGGGAGUCCUCCGAGGUCAGGCACUUCACAGCUUGUUAUUCAUGUUUUAGACAAUAACGAUAACCUUCCGAUAUUCAGCAAAUCUUUGUAUAAAACUCAAAUUCCAGAAAACUCACCCCCAGGCACAACAGUAAUCUCUGUGAACGCCACAGAUGCAGACGAAGGCCUGAACGGUGAAAUAAUAUAUUCUCUGAGAAGCAAAGAUCAAGAUCAUGUACUUGAUAUAUUUGAAAUUGAACAUCAAACGGGUAGCAUUGUGGUAAAAGGCAGUAUAGACUAUGAAGAAAGAAAGGCAUUUGAGAUUCGUGUAGAAGCUAGCGACAGAGGCCAACCACCGAUGGCAGCUCAUUGUAAAGUGCUGGUAGAAGUUAUAGACGUGAAUGAUAAUGCUCCAGAGAUCACUGUGACGUCACUACUAAACAAGGUGGAAGAAGACGCUAAAGUAGGUACUGCUGUUGCCCUUGUGUCAAUACUUGAUAGAGAUGGAGGUAAAAAUGGUGAUGUGAAAUGCCAGAUUACAAAUAAGGCUCCAUUCAAACUGAAAACAAAUUACAAAAACUAUUAUUCAUUGGUAGUGGAUGGCCCCCUAGACAGAGAGAGCGCCGCAGACCACAAUGUGACCAUUACAGCUAUUGAUGAAGGAACCCCUCCUCUCUCCAGCACCAGUGUUAUUACUGUACACGUUUCUGAUGUGAAUGACAACGCGCCAUAUUUUUCAGAGCCCGAGGUCAAUGUUUAUGUGAAAGAGAAUAGCCCGCUAGGAGCAGUUCUGGAAAUGGUAUCCGCAGUUGAUGCUGACAUUGACCAAAAUGGUCGAGUGAGCUACUCAAUUUUAAAGAGUAACAGUAACUCAGUGCCGCUCACAGCAAUGGUAAAUAUCAACUCAGAGACAGGAGAAAUAGUCAGCCUACAGUCUUUUAACUAUGAGGAGUUAAAGACGUUCCAGUUUAAAGUUCAGGCCACAGACUCUGGUGUUCCUCCGCUCAGCAGCAACGUGACUGUCAACGUUUUCAUCCUGGAUGAGAAUGACAACAGUCCCGGGAUCCUUGCGCCCUAUUCGGAGCACAGCUCCGUUAACAGUGAAAGCAUUCCCUAUUCUGCUGAAGCGGGCUACUUUGUGGCCAAGAUCAGGGCUGUGGACGCCGACUCUGGCUACAAUGCGCUGCUUUCUUAUCACAUCUCCGAGCCCAAGGGGAGCAACCUGUUCCGAAUCGGAACCAGCACCGGGGAAAUCAGGACUAAGAGGCGAAUGAGUGACAAUGACCUGAAAACUCACCCGCUGGUGGUGCUGGUUUGUGAUAACGGAGAGCCCUCCCUGUCGGCUACUGUGUCUAUUGAUGUGGUGGUGGUUGAGAGCACAGCUGACAUCCAGACUCAGUUCAGACAUGUACCGAUGAAGGAGGAGAGCUUCUCCGAUUUAAACCUGUAUUUGCUGAUCGCCAUUGUGUCGGUGUCAGUGAUCUUUCUGCUGAGCCUCAUCAGUUUAGUAGCUGUGAAAUGCCACAGGACAGACGGCAGUUUCGGCAUGUACGGCGCCCCAAUGAUCACCACCCACCCUGACGGGAGCUGGUCUUACUCUAAAUCGGCCCAGCAGUAUGACGUGUGUUUCAGCUCAGACACACUGAAGAGUGAUGUAGUGGUUUUCCCCGCGCCGUUUCCGCCAGUAGAUGCGGAGUUGAUCAGUAUUAAUGGAGGAGACACUUUUAACAGGACUCAGACUUUACCCAACAAAAAGAAGGUAAGUUGCCAAUUGUACAUAUUUUUAGGCAUCGUUUGUUUAUGA